Molecule: messenger RNA, 915 nt
Organism: Chanos chanos (milkfish)
Lineage: Eukaryota; Metazoa; Chordata; Actinopteri; Gonorynchiformes; Chanidae
Product: gap junction delta-2 protein
Exons: 2
Coding region: 1-915 (304 amino acids)
Biological process (GO): cell-cell signaling
Cellular component (GO): connexin complex
Molecular function (GO): gap junction channel activity
Source: RefSeq, a predicted model, not a curated record
AUGGGGGAAUGGACGAUACUAGAGAGGCUCCUAGAGGCUGCUGUCCAGCAGCACUCUACUAUGAUAGGAAGGAUCCUACUAACUGUGGUGGUGAUCUUUCGGAUUCUCAUCGUAGCGAUAGUUGGAGAGACAGUUUACGACGAUGAACAAACCAUGUUUAUUUGUAACACUUUACAACCUGGUUGUAACCAGGCGUGCUACGACAAAGCAUUCCCCAUAUCUCAUAUCCGAUAUUGGGUAUUUCAGAUCAUUAUGGUUUGUACUCCGAGUCUUUGUUUUAUUACAUAUUCAGUUCACCAGUCAGCAAAGCAAAGGGAGCGCCGUUACUCCACAGUGUUUCUCACGGUGGAUAAGGAUCAAGAUUCAAUGAAACGGGAAGACAGUAAAAAAAUCAAAAACACUAUCGUAAACGGAGUACUGCAAAACACGGAGAACUCCACAAAAGAAGCUGAACCCGACUGUUUGGAAGUCAAAGAAAUCCCCAAUGCGUCUAUGAGAACUACAAAGUCAAAAAUGAGACGACAAGAGGGCAUCUCAAGAUUUUACAUCAUCCAAGUGGUUUUUAGAAACGCUUUGGAAAUUGGGUUCUUAGUCGGUCAAUAUUUCUUGUACGGAUUCAACGUCCCCGCGGUGUACGAGUGUGAUCGAUAUCCCUGCAUCAAAGAUGUGGAGUGUUAUGUCUCCAGGCCGACGGAAAAGACCGUGUUUCUAGUCUUCAUGUUUGCGGUCAGUGGUUUCUGUGUGGUUCUGAAUUUGGCAGAACUGAACCAUUUGGGAUGGAGGAAAAUCAAAACGGCCGUGAGAGGAGUGCAGGCUAGGAGAAAGUCAAUUUAUGAAAUUAGGAAUAAAGACUUACCUCGCAUGAGUAUGCCCAAUUUCGGUCGCACUCAGUCAAGUGACUCUGCUUACGUGUAA